Penaeus chinensis is the source of this 10616-nucleotide messenger RNA. It is a transcript of the gene faf, whose product is annotated as probable ubiquitin carboxyl-terminal hydrolase FAF-X. Lineage: Eukaryota; Metazoa; Arthropoda; Malacostraca; Decapoda; Penaeidae. Gene Ontology annotation, cellular component: nucleus; cytosol. The transcript is spliced from 52 exons. Gene Ontology annotation, biological process: cell migration; protein deubiquitination. Gene Ontology annotation, molecular function: cysteine-type endopeptidase activity; cysteine-type deubiquitinase activity. The coding region runs from base 244 to 8244 and encodes 2666 amino acids. The record is from RefSeq and is a predicted model, not a curated record.
CAAGAGAGUCGAGCCCUCAUUUGUUUCACGUGAUCGCGCCAUCUAUUGUCCGGCGCCGCUCCAAACUUCGAGUGUCCAUAGACUGUGAUUCUGCACUGGUGAAUGGAGAUACCGACACCCGAAAUUCCCCUUGAUAGAGCGCUCAGUCAGACACGGCAGAGUGGAUGUAUGGUUAGGGCUGUGGCAUCUGGUCGCGCCACUGGGUGAGGGAAAAGGGCCGCGCCGGUGCCGCACGACAGCGCUAUGACCAUCGCAAUGAUAGCCAAUCAGGACCCACAGGAGGGCCCACCUAAUACCCCACCUCAGGGAGGGGAUGGAGAAGUGCUGGGUGAGGGGGAAGGGGAGGAAAUGGGAGCAGGUGAACCAGACUUUCCACUGGCUGCCUUGGCUCGGCUGGAUGAGAUGAUCCAUCGGCAAAGAUGGGUCGUACCGGUCUUGCCAAAGUGUGAGUUGGAGCUACUCUUGGACGCCUCCAUUGAUUUGUGCACCCGUGGGUUGGACACAAGAAGUGAAGCAUGCCAGAGGUUCUUCCGUGAGGGUCUUACUAUCUCAUUCACCAAAAUUCUUACGGAUGAAGCAGUUAAUAGUUGGAAAUUUGAAAUUCAUAGGUGUAUUCUCAAGAACUGUGAAAAAUUAAUUGAACUGGUGGUAGUAAAACUGCACCAAGACUGGUUUCCCUUACUUGAUCUGCUUGCAAUGGUGCUCAAUCCUAAUUCCAAGUUCCACACCUUCAAUGGAACCCGCCCCUCGGAGACAGUACCUCAGGGGUCCCAGAUUCCAGACUCUGAGCUAUUUGCUCGGCCUCCUGACCCUAGGAAUCCAAGGGGUUGGCUGGUAGAUCUUAUCAACCUCUUUGGCAAACAUGGAGGCUUCCAGAUUCUCUUAGAAAGAUUCCAGUCUGGCAAGAAUCUAUCGGUUCCAGUGAUUUGUGCUCUCCUCCGACCAUUUGGCCUAUGCUAUGAGAUGCUCACAAUACCUACUAUAGAAAAAUAUUUCAUGUCUAUUGUAGAGGUAGUCCCAGCCUUCUUAGAAAACCUCACUGAUGAUGAAUUGAAGAAAGAAGCCAAGAAUGAGGCCAAGAACGAUGCACUGUCAGCAAUUAUCAAAGCCAUUAAGUGCCUGGUGUCCCGAGUGCCCAGUCAGGAGGAGACGGCCAAGAACUUGGAAAUUUUUAGGUUGAAAAUGAUACUCAGGUUAUUGCAAAUAUCAUCCUUUAAUGGGAAGAUGAAUGCUCUGAAUGAAGUAAACAAAGUGAUUACCAAUGUGUCCUAUUACUCCCACCGUCAUGGACCUUUUGAGGAAGAGGAAUGGCUGACAGCAGAGCGCAUGGCAGAAUGGAUCAAGGAGAAUCGUGUCCUACAGAUUGUAUUGCGUGAUUCACUUCAUCAGCCUCAGUAUGUAGAGAAAUUAGAGAAGAUCAUUCGCUUUAUCAUCAAAGAGAAGGCUUUGACUCUAGAAGAUCUAGAUGAUAUCUGGGCAGCACAGCAUGGGAAACAUGAGGCCAUUGUGAAAAAUGUGCACGAUCUCUUGGCCAAACUUGCAUGGGAUUUUUCCCCAGAACAACUUGAUCACCUUUUUGGAUGCUUCCAGACAAGCUGGAGUCAAGCUAGUAAAAAACAACGUGAGAAACUUUUAGAAUUAAUCCGAAGACUAGCAGAAGAUGACAAGGAUGGUGUCAUGGCACACAAGGUAUUAACUCUACUGUGGUCCUUAGCACACUCAGAUGAUGUUCCAACAGAAAUAAUGGACCAGGCUCUCAAUGCUCAUGUAAAGAUUUUAGAUUAUUCAUGCUCACAGGAUCGAGACACCCAGAAGAAGCACUGGCUUGACAGAUGCGUGGAGGAACUCAAGCAUGAUAAGUGGGUCCUCCCAGCACUGAAACAAAUUCGAGAGAUAUGUUGUUCGUACAGUGAGGCUCCACCUAACUUCUCACAACAUCAGCGCCCAACUCCACAUGUCAGCUACCGUCAUGAUGUUAUAUCUAAGCUACAGAAUCAGCACUCACUCGUGGUCCUUGUGGCAGAUAAUCUCACAACUUACAUGAAGAAUAUUAGACUAGCUGCCAAGGAAAAUCCAGACCUGAAUCCAGCAGAAAUAAUUCCGGACGGCCGAUACAACCACAUUUGUCAAGUUCAGGAGCGGCUAAAUUUUCUCAGGUUUCUGUUAAAGGAUGGUCAGUUAUGGCUGUGUGCACCUCAGGCCAAACAGAUAUGGAACUGCUUGGCAGAAAAUGCUGUCUUCACUGUUGACAGAGAAUCGUGCUUUAAGUGGUUUUCAAAGUUAAUGGGCGAUGAACCAGAUCUUGAUCCAGAAAUUAAUAAAGAUUUCUUUGAAAACAAUAUAUUGCUUCUGGAUCCAUCACUGUUGACUGAAAAUGGCAUGAAGUGCUUUGAUAGAUUUUUCAAGGCUGUUAAUUCAAAAGAGGGCAAGCUGGUUUUGAAGAAACGUGUAUACCUCAUGGAUGAUGUUGAUCUAAUUGGUGUUGACUAUGUUUGGAGGGUUGUACUCUGUGGAACUGAAGAUAUUGCUAGCCGUGCCAUUGAACUUCUGCGAGAGACAUUCACUAAUCUAGGACCAAGACUCCAAGCAAAUCAAGUCAUUAUUCAUGAUGACUUUUUGUCUAGUUGUAUGUCCCGGCUAAAGGCAAUGUAUGACACUGUAUCAGUGUUAGAUCGGGAUAAAGACUCGGUUAACAGAAUUAGGCAAGAGACUACAAGAAUGUGUCGUGUCCUUAAAGUUUUAUAUGAAUAUGUGUCAGAAUGUGAUGGUGAUUUUGGAGAUGAUCGCUCGAUUUUGCCACUUGGAAGAUCCUCAAGGGGCAAGCAUUUGUCGCUCUUGGUACGUUUCCCUGUGCAGGGUCGGCAACCAGAUGAACUGGAUGUUUGGACUCAUACUAAUGAUACUAUGGGAGCCAUCAGAAGACAGGUUUUGCACCGUCUGAAGUCAACAGCUCCAAAUGUAAAAGUCGAACUCUACCUGAACACUGACCCCAUAGAUCCAGUUGAUGACAAGAAGAUUAUAGCACACAUGCCUCUUAGAGAUAAAAUGGUAUUGACAGCUAAGCUAGUCCAAGUCGGAAGUAACAUGCCAUCAUCUCCAGACAGUUCCUCCGAUUCUUCAACAGGUUCCCCACAACACCCAUAUGAGGGCCCUAAUGUUGAUGCAGAAAAUUGUCUUCCUGGUGUUAUAAUGUCAGGUCAAGGAAAGUAUACACAAUUCCUCCUGCAAUUAGCAGACUUGGGCUGCACUUUACAACUACCACAGUUGAGAGAUAGUGCACGUGCUCUUCUUGAAAUAAUGCCGGCAGACCAGUACACAGUUAACAAUUUACGAACUCUGUGUAUGGAGCAUGCCAAGAUUGGAGACCAGAACAUGUCUCCUUCUUUAGAGAGUAUUGUAUUUUCACCAUCUCCAUCACAAGUCCUCUAUAACUUGCAGGUAUUAUAUUCUCUCCUCAUGCCUGCACAUAACCCUAUGUCAGAAAAGGCACAUGAAUUCCAGUACAAUUUCAUGAAAAGUGGAGGAGUAAAGCUCAUCAUUGAUAUGCUGUCCAAAAACAACUUCCUUUCAAACACAGAUAUGCCCACCAAAAGAUCAGCCUUCUUAGUGGUACUGAAGCUGGCAAAGUUGGCCUUUGUGACAGUAGGGUAUGCCAUUGUUGGUGUUGUAGCUGGAGCCGUGACUUCAAGUGGCACAACUACAACUGGGAGUAAUGGCGGCUCAGAGGGAUCUUCUCCAACAGGUGCUGUAAGUUUGGCAGCAUCCACGCACACACAAGCUUUAGUGCUCCAAGAAGCACUGCAUCACAUCCCCAACCCAGCCUCAGACUGCAUGGUGCGGAAUGUGGCAUCACGUCUGGCGCAAUCGCUUCACGACCAGGUCACUAUCACAUCAUGUCUCUGGGCGCACUUUGUAACUGGUGUGGUCCCUGACAUGAGUGUGGUCAGAGCUAUUCUCAAAAUUACCUGGGCUUCAGCAGCUGGCCAGGGCCAUCUUAUCACAUCAUCUCUUGAUGAAAUUGAGAAGGCAGCAGAGAGACCGCCCACAAAACCGCCAGAUCCCGAGGACCUAUGUGUGUGCCGCGAGGGUCUGGAAACACUGUCAGUAGUUCUAGCCCUUUAUCCCCCUGCUCUUGAAACCUUGACCAAGGACACCCAGUUCCACAAACUUGUGAUGGGGUUGGUGUUAGUAGGCGGUGAGCGAAGCAUACGGCAAUGUGCAGUGGAGCAGCUCUUGCUUAUGGCUACAAAAUGCUCGAACUCGCCCCACACCCUCGUCGUCUUUAUCGUCAUGCUGUUCAAUGUUCUCAAUGGCCUCAAUAGCGAGUACUCGAAAGAAUAUUUUCAGCUGCUGUGUGGAUUACUAAACUGGGCGUGUGUAUCGAGUGUGACUGUAACAGGCGUUGACCGCCUACUAACCACGGAGGUGGAGUGGUUGAAGAAUGUCAGAGCCAGUGUAGCUCAGAUGGCCCAAGGUGGACCAGAGCCCCCAGUAGAUGAAACUUUGUUGGAAGGCCAUCUCUGUGUAACUAGGGAGCUUGUAGCCUUCCUCCCUCCUGAGAAGAAAUAUGAAAUUGGUGGUGACCCUUCCAAAGGAAUUUUUCUCAUUAGGGAACUUGUAGAAGACUUUAUAUUCCCAUUUUCUAAGGUGUACCUUCAAUUAGAGCAUGCCGCAGAGAUGCCUGCUGAGCAGGCCAUACCAGUGUGCUCAACUCAACCGACUGUGAUAGCAGCAUAUGAACUCCUAGUCACUUUAUGUACUGGCUGUGUCCCGAACCUCAAACUGCUGGCAGAAAUGCUCACCAAUAUGUAUUAUUCAGACUGCGAUGAGAGUAUUGGGGAAUGGGAAUAUCUUCCUCCUGUAGGCCCACGACCUAUGAAAGGUUUUGUGGGUUUAAAGAAUGCUGGGGCCACAUGUUAUAUGAAUUCUGUCCUCCAACAAUUAUACAUGAUCCGACAAAUAAGACAUGGGGUCCUAGCAGUGGAAGGCGCAGCAACAGAUCCAGAGGAAGACUUCAGUGGUGAGGAAAGAAUGGAACAGGAGACCAACCUUGAUGGUAAUGAAGAUGAUGCCAUGAGUAGUAGUUCCAAUGAAGAGAGCAGGAAGGAGUACCAUAUUGGUAUACUAAAACAAGUGCAAGCCAUCUUUGCACAUCUGGCUUGUUCAAAGCUCCAAUAUUAUGUUCCCAGAGGACUUUGGAAACAUUUUAAAUUGCAAGGGGAACCUGUAAAUUUGCGUGAACAACAUGAUGCUUGUGAAUUUUACAAUAUUUUAGUCGAGAGCUUGAAUGAAGCUCUAAAGGCAUUAGGACAUGAACAAAUAAUGAACAAGAUUUUAGGAGGAUCAUAUUCAGAUCAGAAGAUCUGUAAAACUUGUCCACAUAGAUAUUCACGUGAGGAAACCUUUACGGUCAUCAGCAUAGACAUCCGAAACUACAGCAACCUAUAUGACUCACUUGAACAGUAUGUUAAGGGAGACCUUUUAGAAGGGGACAAUGCCUACCUAUGUGAAAAAUGUGACAAAAAGGUUGAUACUGUAAAACGGAUAUGUUUAAAGAAACUACCCCCAAUUUUAGCAAUUCAGCUGAAAAGAUUUGACUAUGACUGGGAAAGAGAAUGUUCAAUCAAAUUCAAUGAUUACUUUGAGUUUCCACGCGAGUUAGAUAUGGACCCAUAUACGGUUGCUGGACUCGCUAGAAAUGGAGAACUCAUAGACUAUGACCCAGAAGAUAUGAAGACAGUGAUAUGUAGCAAGUACAAGUUGACAGGCAUUGUGGUCCAUAGUGGUCAAGCAAGUGGAGGACAUUACUAUUCAUACAUUCUUCACAGAAAUGGGAAUGACCAGCGAUGGUACAAGUUUGAUGAUGGGGAGGUUACAGAAUGUAAAAUGGAUGAUGAAGAGGAAAUGAAAAAUCAGUGUUUUGGUGGUGAAUACAUGGGCGAGCAAGUAUUUGAUAACAUCAUGAAAAGAGUUAGUUAUCGGAGACAGAAGCGAUGGUGGAAUGCAUACUUGCUUUUCUACACUCGACUAGAUGUGGAGGAAGAUAAUCUUUGCAACUCUAUAAAUGAGCUCAGCAUAGCAGAACGCCCAGGAUUGAUAAAGAUGCCGAAUGCCAUCGAGCGAUCAGUGGUGCGGCAGAAUGUUAGGUUUAUGCAUUCCCGCUCCCAGUUUUCUCCAGAGUACUUCCAAUUCCUCAAGAAACUUAUAUUGACCAAUCAACCUUAUGUACUACCAGCACCACAGGACAGGAUUGUUGAGAGUGAGGAGAUAGCUAUGAUUAGUACACAGUUGUGUAGCAAGUUCCUCUUUUCUGUGGGGUUGCAUACAAAGAAGACCUUACGUGGACCAGCGCCAGAGUGGUAUGAUGCCCUGCAGGUCCAUUUGCGAGCAUCAGUCCACACUCGGGCAUGGUUUGCUCAGCAGAUAUUAUUUGCCCAGCCACACCGUUUUGUUGAAUAUCUCUUGGAGUGUCCUGCGCCUGAAGUACGGAUGGUAUUUAGCAAGCUUAUAGUACUAGUGGCCCAUUGUGCUCGUAAUGAUGGUCCACAGCCACUGGGAUGGGGACCUCUCAAACAUCAUCCUGGCCUUGAUAUGGCAAGUGGGAGCUGCACACUUAGUGACCAGUUGUUGGUAGCUGUGUUGCAGCUGCUGAACAAGGAUGUAUCAGAACAUGGUCGUCAUCUCACUCAGUAUUUUCAUCUUUUCAACCUAUAUGCAUCAUUGGGUCCUCCAGAGAAGUUACAGCUGUUGAAGUUGAAUGUGGUUGAGAUGUUUAUGCUGGUGGCCUUAGAUGAAGGACCAGGACCAGCCAUAAAAUAUCAAUAUGCUGAACUUGGGAGAUUAUAUCAGGUGGUUUCCCAGUUGAUAAGGUCUUGUGAUGUCUCCCCAAAACAACAGUCUUCACAACCAAACACUGCACCAUUGCCCAAUCCGCAUGGAGAUCCAGCAUGCGCAGAACCUCUUAUGCCAAUUCAGCCCAAGGUUGUAGAAAUCCUUUAUGGAAGAGCAACGUAUGUAAAAAAGAUUAUAGAAGAUGCUAAUAGCUCUGAAGACACAGUGAAGCUCCUCAAGUUCUGUUGUUGGGAGAAUCCCCUCUUUUCUUCCACGGUGCUCUCGGAACUCCUGUGGCAGAUAGCCUACUCCUAUACUUAUGAGCUGCGACCCUACUUAGACCUACUUUUGCAUAUGCUGCUACUAGAUGAUUCUUGGCAGAACCACAGAAUUCACAAUGCACUUAAAGGUAUCCCAGAUGACAGAGAGGGCUUGUUUGAUACUAUCCAGAGAAGUAAGAACCAUUACCAGAAACGAGCCUAUCAGUGUAUAAAGUGUAUGGUAGCUCUUUUCUCUUCCUGUCCUGCUGCUCAGCAGAUGCUUCACUCCAAUGGUGAUCUAAAGAGGAAAUGGACCUGGGCGGUAGAUUGGCUGAACGAUGAAUUAGACCGUAGACCAUAUGCAGCAGCCAAUCAGCAAUACGGAUUCAGCAAUUGGUCUCCACCUGCACAAAGUAAUGAAACUAGCAAUGGCUACUUCUUGGAACGUUCACCUAGUGCUCGUUCAACGCUGGAAAAGGCCUAUGAAUUGUGCCCUGAGGAUGAGCCAGAGGCAGAAGAGGGUGAAGAGGCAGAGGUAGCAGUUCCAGAAGAAGUUGCACCCCUUCCUCCUGUAUCAGACCCAGCGCAGCAACAGCAGCAGCAGCAGCAACAGCAGCCGCAGCCGCAGCAACAACAACAGCAGCAGCCGCAGCCACAACAGCAGCAGCCACAGCAACAGCAGCAACCUGGGCAGCAGCAACAACAGCCUCAGAAGCUACCACCUACCUCAGGACCUCAGCCUUGUAGUUCCCAGUUGAAUUCAACCAAGGAUUCUCCAGUUAGUACACAGAAUAGAAGCCAUAGCGGUGGUUCCUUAACAGUUAACAGUGGAAACAGCAGUAAUACCAAUAUUGGUGACAACAGUGCUCCAAAUAACCCCUCGACCACAACAGUGCCAGCAACUACCGUAGUUGGAGCACCUACUGCAAGUACCACCACAACUACCAAUACUACCAGCAGUCAAGGAGGAAACCAGACAACCACUACGAGCAUCAACACCAGCAUUAGUAGUAUCACAAGUAGCAGCAGCAGUAGUAGCACUACCACCAAUAGCACUAAUAAUGUUGGAGGUACAAACAAGACCUCCACGCCAUCACCACAGUCCACCCCAAAUCUCCCACCCUCCAUGCAGGAGAACCCACAGGAGAACUAAACCAUGCAUUCACAAUUUAAGUUUGCUUAGAAAGGGAAGAAAGAAUUGUAUGGAAAUGAAAAAAUAGUUUCAGCUGUUUGGCAUUAAAUACUUGGGAGGAUGGACUUGUUUGCCAAUGCUGUUGUGUAGUGCUGCACCAAGGGGGAAAGGUCACACAAGAGAAUGACGCAACAUGGAUGUGAAGAUUCUCAUUUCAUUAUAUGAAUCUGACCAAGAGUGAAUCACUGCUUGAUUCAUUUUUUAUAUGGCAGUGUACAAGAGCACUUGCAAAGGACUUUCGUUAUUUAUCUUAAGAAAAAAAAUAUAUACAUAUGAUUGUAAAUAAAUAGAGAAUGGCAGUGAGAUAAAUUGCUGAAAGAAGAUUGUUCCUUCUGCUCAAAGUGUAUGUUGGGACCCUUCCUGUAUAUCAUGUGACUUUGGUGAUCACAAGUUCACAGCAGAACUAUAUGUAGAGAAGUGGUGUGAAUAUAUCACCAAUGAUUAUUUAUAUGGAAAUUAAGUGUAAGCGUUACCGGUGAACCAUGGAGGGUGGGAGGGUGGAGCCACCUGUGUACCUAGUGACAAUUAUGGAAGUCAAACGAAUGUCUGUAUUUUUGCACCUUGAUUUCCGUAGCAAGUGGCUUUUGAAAUUCAUUCUGUAGGAGAAGCUUUCUGAGAAGUUUAAAGUAUCUUACAUGUGUUAUAUUCUUAAAAAUCUGUCCUUUUUUACUGAGUAAUAUCCUUUUCAUAAAUACACUAGUAAGGGUGUGCUUAAUUCAGUAUUUUAAGUAUCAAAUUUUCCUGUGUACCUACGGAAAGACUCCACAAGUGACUAGUCAAGCAGUGAGUAGUGGAAGCCCCUAAGCCAGCCAGCUGUUCUAUUCUGGACUUAGAAGGUAGCACCAACCUACUGAGUCCAGAGCUUGUAAACAAGUGGUGCCACGUUUAGGUGUCACAGUGCAAUGUACAGGUGUUGCAGUGCCACACAUGUGUCGCAGUACAACUGGCUGGCUGCUUCUGUAGAAGAGCAUCAUGGCCAUCAUGGUCCGAGUGCCAACACCAUGUGAACUACUUUGUCAGAUGGGGAAGCACUGUUAGCCUCCUAGCACAUCACCUGCUGUUGCAAAGUGCAAUGUUUGAGAAAAAAAAAAAAAAAAAAAAAAGAUAUAUAACUCACUAGUUUUAGUGAAUUUUUUUGUAGUGGGAUUGAGGCAGUGCCUGUGAAUAUGAAUGAAGUACCAGUGAUCCAUAGGAAAUGUGAAAGGAACAGUGAGGCUCAAAGCUUGAAUUCCAAGUUUGUGGAUUCCACUUCAUGGUAUGCUUGAAUUCUGGCAAAUAUUAGCAUGGAGAUAUCUUUUUCUGCUGUUGAUGCCAUGGUUUGGAGAAAUGAUAGCUGUGUAAGAAUCCAUAUCCUAGAAACAUUUGAUACUCCAACAUUAUCUGCAGUUGAAUAUUACUCUUUGCUGACCGGCAUUUCAAGUCACACCCUGCACCAGUCAACCAAGCAUCUUUUUCAGCUUGGAGUACUGCGACUCUUGUAUCAUUGUGAGAACGUUGGUCAUUGCAAUCGGUAGGCUUGUUGUCAGUCUGGCUCUUAUCUGGUUUAAAAAAAAACAAAAACAAAAAAAAACAAAAAAAAGAUAAUAUAAUAAUAAUAAAAAAAAAUCUAAGGAUGGGAGCCUUAUUGACCCUCAGGAUUCCCGGUUAUUAUGAUGGUAACCCUCACAAUCCCCGCUUGUUGUCUGUGAGCCGUGCUGCUGCCAAGGUGUAACCACCUCUUGUUGUGACUUAGUAAGUUUUUUGUAUGGAAACUUUUGUUAGUUCCCUAUUUAUAUUAAUGAUAAAGCAGUUUGGAGUGGAAAUAGUGGUAGCAGUCAGUCACCAUCGUUAGGAGCUGAUCCAGCCUCGUGCAUCCGCUUGUUACUGUCUUGUUUGCCUACUAAUGUAUUAUAGGUUUCCCACACAGAUGCCUUUUUUGUUUUAAGGAACUCAAGUUUGGAUACUGAAAAAAAAAAAUGCAAUUGGGAAAUUGAGUGGCUGUUAUGUAAAUUCAAAAUGGGUUGAUCAUGCAAUGUUCAUAUUUGAAGGAUGGUAGGUGGAAAUUGUCAAUUGGUUGAUAUUUUUCUUUUUUUUACAUAUAAAUAUUUGCUGCCACCAACUGUGAUUAUAUGAAAUUGUGAAGACUUGUAAACAAUGUAUGAUGUAGUAUUUUCAUGUUACUACCUUGUCAAUAAUUGUAAAGCACCAGAGCAUACUUGUAUAUCACUGUAUAAGAUAUAAUUUAAUUGAAAUGGAGCACUUUUUUAUUGAAGUCAUUUAACAGAUUUAUUUUUAUGCCAAUGCCCUUUUUCUUCAACAUCAUGCUUUUGUGUCCAAAAUAAAACCAGUGCUUA